Schizosaccharomyces cryophilus OY26 is the source of this 2627-nucleotide messenger RNA. RefSeq names its product Ku domain-containing protein Pku80. Bases 214 to 2301 code for a protein of 695 amino acids. The transcript has 4 exons. Gene Ontology annotation, molecular function: damaged DNA binding; telomeric repeat DNA binding; double-stranded DNA binding. Gene Ontology annotation, biological process: DNA recombination; cellular response to gamma radiation; telomere maintenance. NCBI's taxonomy places the organism in Eukaryota, Fungi, Ascomycota, Schizosaccharomycetes, Schizosaccharomycetales, Schizosaccharomycetaceae. Gene Ontology annotation, cellular component: Ku70:Ku80 complex; nucleus. The record is from RefSeq and is a predicted model, not a curated record.
UUCCUGGUUAGGAGUGAAUUACCAGCUCAGAGUCCAAGAAUUCGUUUUCUGCAUGAAUGACACUAAACAUUAUCUUCACUGCUUAAAAGGUUUUUAUACCAUUUCCUUUUGAUAAUUAAUCCUUAUGUUGUUGUAGAUUGCUUAUUUCAUAAUCUUAUUUCUCAGGAAGACAUCGUCCAUCAAUCCCAAUUCUGCACUUACAGCACCAAGUUUAUGAGCGACAAGGAAUGUACAGUUUUUGUCAUUGAUUUGGGUGCUGACAUGGGUGACUGCCACCAUGGCAGACAACAAACGGACUUAGAAUGGGCUUUGUCGUAUUUUCAGGACCAAAUCUCGCGCAAGCUUCUUCUAAACAAAAAAACCGACGUAAUUGGAAUCGUGACAUAUAAAUGUGAUGAAACAAAGAAUGACUUAGCGGAGCAGGAAGCUUACUGGAAUAUAAAUGUUCUGUAUCCAAUUCAAACGGCGCUAUUUACAAAACUGCAGUCUGCAAAGAGAAGACUCGUGCCCAAUAGAACAAUGCAAGGCGAUUUGAUAUCUGCGAUCGUUGUCUCUUUUGAUAUUAUCGCUCGAUUUUGCAAAAAAAAUAAAUGGAGGAAAAACAUGAUCGUCCUUACUGGCGCCCGAGGGACCAUCGACUUUAGCGAUUCUUCAGGAAUAGCAGAGCAAAUGGUGCAGCACGAAGUUCACUUAAGCUUGUUAGGAGUUGAUUUCGAUGAUCCAGGAACACAAACUUUCGAACAUUCCAAAGACCCGGAGAAGAAAGAGAACGAGUCGCAGUUAAAGCAUUUUGUCGAUAGCUGUAAAGGAACAGUCCUUACUUUCCAAGAAGCGGAAAGAAUCCUAGGAGGACCCUGUAUGCAUCGGGUUCGACCUAUUGCUGUAUUUAAAGGAUCAUUAACCAUUGGCAGUGAAGGGGACAACGAAAAUUCUGUAAGUAUGCAUGUUGAACGUUAUCCGAGGACUCGUUUAACAAAACCUCCUACCUCAAGUGCCUUUAAUGCGAGUUUGAAGCAACCUAAAGAAGAGGAAAAUCAAGAGCAAUUCUCAUCUUCGCAGGAAAAACCGUGGGAAUCGAAUGCCGUAUCCACAGUUCGUUCUUAUGUUGUUCGAGAUUCACAAACAACUGAGGCUUUUGAAGUGGAUAGAAAAGAUUUGGAAAGUGGCUAUAGCUAUGGGCGUACAAUUGUACCUAUAAGUCGUUCUGAUGAAGACAUUUUGGCGUUGGAAACAAAAGCAGGCUAUGAAAUUCUGGGAUUUAUACCUAAAGCAAGUCUUCCGUUCUACUAUACCAUUAGUGAUUCAAAUAUAAUUAUUCCUAGAGGAGAUGAGGGAAAUAAACAAAAAUUUUCCUCUCUUGUGCAAUCUUUAGAACGUGAACACAGAUAUGCAUUAGCAAGGUUUGUUUCGAAAGAAAAAGGUGCUCCUACUCUACUUGUACUUAUGCCUUUUGUUGAAUCAAAAAAACACUACCUCGUAGAUGUUCAACUGCCCUUCGCAGAAGAUGUACGACCAUAUCAAUUUCCAGACCUCGAAGAAGUGUCUAACCCUGAUGAAAAGCAUCAGUUAGACGAAGCUAUAAAUCAUUAUGUUGAUAAUAUGGAUUUAGAUUCCCCCGAGUGCCCUUUUCAACCAAAAUUCGAACCCGAAAACACAUAUAGUGCUGUACCUCAUCGACUUUUGCAGGCGAUUUCUCAUUACGCUGAGUCUCCAAAUAAACAAUUGCCCUCUCCACCGGAGUAUGUUGUUCGGUAUACUAGUCCUCCAGAUAAUAUGCUUGAUAAGUGCUCUAAGGAUUUAGACACGGUUUCUGAAAAAUUGUCUAUUAUACAGCCUUUGGAGCCCAAGUAUGCUUCGCAGGAAACAGCACUGGACAGCGGCGCCCCUAUUUCUGAGCAAGAAAUUGAUGAGCUAUUAAAUGCCGGUAUUGAAGAACAAGAAGAUAAAACAUUAGUCCUGCAUGUUAGCGAAAAGGACCCUGUGGCAACGUUUAAGGAAAUAUUAAAAAAUCCUUUUGGAUUGGAGGAUGCUCUUUCUGAAAUGGAGGGCGUGGUUCGAAGGCUCAUUGCAAAGGAAGACAUCAACUUAGCAUUGCAGUCUUUAAAAGCUUUGCGUCUCCAUUCGAUAUUGGAGGAUGAAGCAGAUCGUUAUAAUAAGUAUAUUACACAAUUACAAACAGAUGUGUCGGAAGGUGUUUUGCCAAAGAACGAAGAUGUUCUGUCUCGGAUUAUUUCUUCAGGUCUCGCUUCAAUUCAGCAUGAAGAGCUUACAAAGCCUCGCUUUCCGGAAUCAAGUGAGUAACCCAAGUAACCCUCUUACUUUUCUAAAUUAAUGAAUAGGAAAGCCAUAACCUGAGAUGUUAACGAAGUUUAAUUGGUUUUUAUUUAGUUAGUGAGUUUGAAGUUAAAGAUGCAAGAAAGCCCUGAGUAAAUGAUAGUUUAAUUUCUUAGGAGACCUUGUAAGGAACACACUAACCAGAAAACUGACAGCUUCUUAUAGAAUUUCUAAUUCUAGAAACAUUAAAGAUGAUCUGGUAGAAAUGUAUUCUAUUUGAAGACCUGAUAAUUCUGUUUGAGAGAUUUGUUUAUUACUGUAUGCUCAUUGCAUAUCGUUAUUCGAAGGAUUGG